Molecule: messenger RNA, 2370 nt
Organism: Colletotrichum godetiae
Lineage: Eukaryota; Fungi; Ascomycota; Sordariomycetes; Glomerellales; Glomerellaceae
Exons: 1
Coding region: 1-2370 (789 amino acids)
Biological process (GO): carbohydrate metabolic process
Source: RefSeq, a predicted model, not a curated record
AUGCCUCGUUACUCUUUUAUCAAGUCACUCGUUUUUUCUUCAUUCAUUUUAACCUCUCUGGCCGGGAGAAGUCCAGUCAAACACCCAAAACCGUAUCAUGAGGUGUCACAAUUGUCGAGCGAUGCCUACAUUGGGUUUACCGGCAGCAGCACUACGGAUCAUCUAAAUCCUCGACAAGAAAAGACCGUCGAUGGACUAACAUCCAUCGACACCUUCACUUACAAGGGGGAAACAUGGACAGCGUACGAAGACAUCACUCGAUUCGACGGCCCGCUGGUCCUGGUGUCAGCUUCUGGGACACGUAGAGAGAUCAAGCGAUACGUUGAAGCCUCCACGGACGAGUCCGUAUCUAUCAACCGGACAGUAGACGCUUACUUUGGGUUGGAUCCUGCAAACGAUGUAAAUCUCAAGCAGAAUGAUGUGUUGGCAGAGCGUCUUCUCCAAGAUGGCGAGCCGAUUGAGGAACACGUUCGCGAUGUCAUCGACUUGUCCUUCCUGCCAUGGGAUGUGUACCUCGGAAACGUCCAGGCAAACGACACCAUGGCACUUGACUGGCAGUCCAUGACAAAGAACUACGCCCCUUGGAAUGACAUGUCGGAGGCCGCGGACGGAACUCACUCGAACUACACUUUCGAUGGCCUGCUUAACGGAUGGAUGCCUGCUUCUCGAAAGAUUUACCGCGGUCUUGUCGACACAACCGACUGGGUUGAUAUCACUACCUUCGCCGACGUUGAUUCUCCAGAUCCCGAUAUUGUUCACAUUUGGUUCUCCAUCAAGUAUGUCAAGGGCGGGGUCCUACGUGCACAGAAGUACGCAUUGGAUUACAAGCAGUUUUUGCCGUUGAAGGCGCAUCCCACCGCCGAUGACUAUUACCCUGCUCUGAUGCGAUUCGCGGACUACUGGGACUCACAUGUCAAGGACGAGAUUUCUUUGACUCUGCCAGACAUGAGUUGGUCUGAUAUGGGAAAACAUGCUUUUGGUAUGGAGCUUGUUAAUCGCGCUGGAGGUGUCACUCCAAGGUACGGUGCCUUUGAACGCGACUACGGCGGAUCAGAGUACGACGGCUUCCAAGACAUCAUGACCAUGUCUCUCACAGCCAACUUGGCCUGGGGACGGUUUACUCAGGCCAAGGCCAUCCUUGAGAACUACAUGGACUGGUAUACCUACGACAACGGAGCCAUCAAGAUGCGUGGACCUGCUGUGCCCCAGUUCGGCAUGUCACUUUCUCUGAUUGCGCGCUAUGUGCAGUACACGGGUGACACUGCGUUUCCCGAAAAGUACAAAACAAAGAUCCUUGCCUGGGCCAACAUGCUCACAACCCGGCAAGACGAGAACUUGAAGCUCCCCAAAGAUGAUCCGUACUACGGCCUCAUCUCUGGCUGGAGCGAGUCUGAUGCUGCACUGAGAAAUGAUGCCUGGCGAUUUGAGAAGCCAUACUGGAACAACGCGGCGUUCGCUGCUCGCGGUCUGAAGGACCUUAGCAAGAUCGAGACGUUUGCUGACCAUGCCAACGACUGGAACGCUCGAGCUGAACAGCUCAUUAACCAGACAUCCCUAAAGCUGGACCAAUGGAUUCAGAGGAACUUCACGCCUGCUUACGUUCCUGUCCUGCCGAAUGAGACGACACAUGUUCUCGAGGACUUGGCCGAAAAGGGGGAUGCGUCCUCUCAGUGGUGGCCACACCGCGUCUACUCGGAACUCCUUCAGGCAUCAGUGCUCUCAUCGAAUCAUACCGACAUGGUGAUUGACUCCAUGCGCGCUUACGGAAUCACCAGCGUGGGUGUGGUCGCCAACGUGACGCCUCUCAGAGCCGACACCCGCGACAUUCUAGGCUUCAUUUCUUACGGCUACGCAUUGUCGCUGCUUCUCCAGGACCGCCUUGACGAGUUUGUUCUCUUCCUGUACUCUCAUAGAUACCACGUCUAUAACAGGGGCCUAUGGCUUGCGGCUGAAGUUGCCGGAACUGGAGGUGGUUCCAGCACAUACUGCCAGCCUUCGCAGUUUACAGUUCCCGUCUUGCUCAGGGCAGCGUUGUUAUUCGAUCACCCCGACAAGGAGGCUUUGCUUGUUGGACGAGGCGUUCCGAGAAAAUGGCUUAGCAAGGGUAAGGUCGCAAUCCAGAGGGCUCCGACCAAAUGGGGCCUGGUCGACCUCGAUAUGCAGUCGGACGAGAAGGCGGGUACCAUCACUACGGUGCUAGGCUUCACCAGGGCGCCUCCAGCUGAAGUAUGGGUUAAGCUGCGGGUUCCGGAGGGAGCCCAGCUGAAGAACGUCACUGUCGAUGGUGUCGCGACGGAGUGGAACGGAGAAGAGGUCAUACUGAGGCUUACCUCAACGGCACGUAAUGCCACUGUCAUAGGGAAAUUCUAG